Dermacentor andersoni is the source of this 3142-nucleotide messenger RNA. The record is from RefSeq and is a predicted model, not a curated record. NCBI's taxonomy places the organism in Eukaryota, Metazoa, Arthropoda, Arachnida, Ixodida, Ixodidae.
UUUAUUUAUUUAUUUAUUUUACGGAAUGAUCUCGUAAUACAACCAUUUGCGAGUGUCAACGUCAUCGUAUGCUCCUUUGAUUUCGUCAUCCGUUCAGCUGAGCAAACCAAGACGAGCCAAUGUAACGUAAUCCAACCGCUGCUCUUCAUUGCUACGAAAUCCAAUGAAGUAAAAUUUGUGCGCUGCUGCUGAUGGGCGGCGGCCUAAGGUAUUAUUGUGUAACCGCGUGGCAGUGGCUCAUUCGCGUUCCCAACAAAGUCGAUAAAAAAAAUGAGAAAAAAAAAUAUGCCGUAUUGAAUAUUCAUUGUGCGGCAAGUCACAGAGAUAAGCCGAGAGGUUCUGCUCCCACGUAUAUAGUUCCGUUGCUCCUCGUUCCGUUGGACAGAAUCCAAAAAUCCAAACCACCCAAUCGUGGCCGACAUGCUACUGGCAUGUUCUCUCCCCGCUUCUUUUUUCCGCAGUUUCCACGUGCUCUUUUCUGGAUCGUCCCCGCACACCUGCACAUGCUCUGCAACUUCGUCAGAAUGCGAAAAAAAAAAGCGAGGGAGACGAUCACAGACAUACACAAACACGCGCGCACGCGCACACAAGGAAAGCAAGCAAGAACAGGAAGACACAAUGCAUCGAAAAGAAAUUAGCCCACUGACACAGUGGCUUGGCAACCGCGUACACUAAAACCGAAAAAAAAAGGGGGGAAGGGGGAAGAACCCUCUUCUAGCAUAUUUUAACGCUUGGGGAUUUCUUUCAGUGCCGGCCGAGCAGCGUGUACAAAAAGAAAUGCCGGUCACGAUUUUCAAAGCGCGCGGCGCGAAACGACCGAAAACAUCGCAGCCUUUGAACAAUAUAAGAACGCGUCUCUAGCCAGAGCGCGCGGAAUGAAAAGAACAGAAAUACGGUCGGUAAGUGCAGUUUUGCUUCGCGACGGAGACCUUUAGCGCGAUAAAGCGAGCCUACGGGGAAAUAAAAUAAAAAGGUAAGCCGGCCGUUCAGGUUCACUUGCCCUGACACAAAAGAACAUCAAAAAAAAAAAAAGCAAAUCGCUUCCGACUUAUUCGACCCUAUCGUGGAACACAAAAGACGAUGCACAAGCUGGCAAAUUCCGAAGCACGCAGAUGAAUAAGCAAAGUAAAGCGUCUAACGGUGCUGAUCCCCGUUGUGCGUCCGAUAUCCUCAGGAUCCAGGAAGCACUUCGUAGCCCCGGUGGGACCCUUCCGUUCUUUCUGGCGAGGCAAUUUACCUGGUCAAACGGUAAGGAAAGAAAAUAAUAAUAACAAAAAAGUUGUAUGCGCAGAAGGCAGCAGCAGCGGCGGCGCUACAGAUCGCUUCGCGCUCUGUUGCUUUCCUCUGCCCGGCGCACACCGUUAGUUCGCGAGCGCAGCUCACCGGGGCGCUAGCGUUGGGUGCGCGGGAACCUGUCCCGGAGGUCUGCAGUCGAGGGUGCGCGGAGAGUACGCUCUCGUCGUCUGCUGCUCCGGGUGUCGCCUGCAGAAGCGACGAGGCGCGUGCUCCGGUUGUGUUUUGUGCGCCGCCGGUCUCACCUUACGAGCCAUUGUUCGCGCUGUCGUGCUACACGUCGCGCCGUCGGAUGUCGAUUAAUCCAGCCCUCAAGAAAUUCCGAAUAUGGGUUGUGGACAUGGGAAAGCCAUCCGAAGAGGACGGCGCAACAAAAAUUCAAGCUAACGUCGGCUACGUGAAGUCCAGAAAUGGCGUCUUCCAGGUCAUCGAAAUGGUGGUGGGCCUGGUGGCCUUCAUCUGCGUCGAGUCCGUGGCCGAGUGCCGAGGCGCGUUCAACUGUGCGCCGCCUGGCUGCGUGCACUCGUACCGCUUCUUCGCCUUCGUCAGCUUCACCAGCGUGCUCGUAACGGCCGCCAUCUUCUCGGCACGCAUGCUGGGCGUGGCGCACCGUGUGCCAGUGCCAGUAAAAUAUCGGCCGUUCGCGGAAUGCCUGUACCUGAUUGUAACAAUAGCUUUGUACUUCUUUGCGGAUGCCUUCAUGAUUGCUUACCAUGGGAACCGUCUCGGAUACCAGUGUGCUGCUGUGCUGGGCGUAGCCACGCUGGCCGCCUACUGCGUCCAGCUGGCGCUCUUGAUGGCCGAGGCGCCGCUCGGCCGGCUCCUUCCCAAGCUGAGCGCGAAGACCAAGGCGGGCAGCGGGGCCAAGGAGGACGACGGGUCGCGGCUCUCGUGGGAGCCGCCCGCCGGAGUGGACGAAGCCGACGGCACGGCGCCUCAGCUGGGGCCCGUGGUGCUGCGACCGCGCCGCUCGUCCGUCGACUCCGGAGGAGGAGGAGGCGCCCGCCGGCCGGAACCGCCAGACUCCAAGUCGUCGUCCCCCUCGUCGUUCGCUUCAUCCCGCAGCUCUUCGGACUGCGCCGAGACGGCUAGCGUGCACAGCGCAAACUUCGUCACCGUCAACCUGGACGAUGUGACACAGCCGCCCGGCAGCAGCGAAGUGCCGUCGUGAAUGCCAUGUAGAUACGGGCCACGUACGCUUCGGCCGCCUUCGACAGGGUGUCCCGUAUUGGAAAAUAAGCUGUGAUACACCUUGCCCGAGCCGCAGGGACGGCGCGCCCGCUAUAUCCUCACUGUGUGCAAUCCAUUCCGCGUGCGUUUCAUUUCAAAAUGCUGGCCCGCGCAGCAACUUGUAAGUGGUCAGAGGUUUCACAAGAUGUCCAGCUGAGCGACUCGAGGUGAGCGGGAACACACAGUGGAUGCAGAAACGCGGGCUGCGCCAACCAUGUUAUGGUGUGUACGCUUUUAACAUUAUUGCAGAUGGUGCGACUCCUCCCAGUACUCGUGAGUGCCUCGUAUACAUGCACAUCGUACAAGAACAGCUUUUCUUUUUUUUAUGGGGUCCAUUCACGUGCACGUACAUGCGUAGAACGAACUGGACGAUAUACAUUCCAAAGUGCCGCUGUAUACUCGGCGCAUCUUGACCAGCGGUGAUGAUGUGCAGUGAUGAUGGUCACAGUAACAAACCAUCGAAACAAUAUAUACACUAUAUAGCGCGCAACCCUGCAUGCUUCAGUUAUUGACGAUGAUAUUUUUAUAAUAGGCUGAAUGUACUUGAUUUUAGUCUCUGUACAAAACGGAGAUGCAGCGAACUUGAAGCCAUGAAAUAAAAAAAAAAAUGUUUGCAGCA